Molecule: messenger RNA, 474 nt
Organism: Plasmodium fragile
Lineage: Eukaryota; Apicomplexa; Aconoidasida; Haemosporida; Plasmodiidae
Product: 40S ribosomal protein
Exons: 2
Coding region: 1-474 (157 amino acids)
Biological process (GO): translation
Cellular component (GO): cytosolic small ribosomal subunit; ribosome
Molecular function (GO): structural constituent of ribosome; mRNA binding
Source: RefSeq, a predicted model, not a curated record
AUGCUAAACGAGGACACUAAUUACCACGAAAUUUACUUUUCAAUAAAAAGUCCUACGUUCCGGGUCUGUUUCCUGGAGGUAGCAUUUUCGGCAGUUGUGAACACGUGGACCAAAAUGAACGAUAAAAAUAGUUACUUUUCGCCCAUCAAAAUGCCAAAGAAACGCAGAAACGGAGGAAGGUCCAAGCACAACCGAGGCCACGUGAACCCCUUGAGGUGUUCCAACUGUGGAAGGUGUGUUCCCAAGGACAAGGCCAUUAAAAGAUUCAACAUUAGGAAUAUCGUCGACACGUCCGCUCAGAGAGAUAUAAAGGAGGCCUCAGUUUACUCCACAUUUCAGUUACCGAAAUUGUACAUCAAGCAGUGCUAUUGCGUUUCAUGCGCCAUUCACUCGCGUUUUGUGAGAGUUAGAUCGAGAGAACAAAGAAGAGUACGAAAGGAAACAUCCAAGCAUGUCAACCCAUCGCAGUUGUAG